Acanthosepion pharaonis is the source of this 1125-nucleotide messenger RNA. The record is from the annotation of a GenBank genome assembly. NCBI's taxonomy places the organism in Eukaryota, Metazoa, Mollusca, Cephalopoda, Sepiida, Sepiidae.
AUGUCUUUUCUCUUUCAUUUCCUUCUUUCUACCUUUUUUUUAUCAUUUAGGCCCCUUCGAGUUUUCAUUUGGCCUUCCUCUUCUUUUUUGCCUCUCUUUUUGAAUUUAUUCUUUCCUUCUUCCUCUUCAUCUACCCAUUUCUUCCUCUUCUUCUUUCUUCCUUCUCCUUUUUCUUCUUGCUUUCAUUGUAUGUGUUCUUCAUCUUCAUGUACCAAUUCUUCCCUUCUUCUUCUUCUUUCUUCUUCUUCUUCUUCUUCUUCUUCUUCUUCUUCUUCUCCUCCUUCUUCUUCUUACUCUCUUCCUCCUCCUCCUUCUUCUUCUUCUUGCUUUCAUUAUUUGCGUUCUUCAUCUUCUUCUCCUCCUUCUUCUUUUUCCUCUCCUCCUUCUCCUCGUUCUUCUUCUUUCUCUCCUCCUCUUUUUUUAUAUGUCCUUCUUUUUUCUUCUUCAUCUUCAUUUUCUUCUUCUUCUUCUUCUUCUUCUUCUCCUCCUCCUCCACCUUCUUCUUCUUCCUCUCUUCCUCCUCCUCCUUCUUGUUCUUGCUUUCAUUAUAUGCGUUCUUCAUCAUCAUGUACCAAUUCUUCCCUUCUUCUUCUUCUUCUUCUUCUUCUUCUUCUUCUUCCUUUCUUCCUCCUCCUCCUCCUCCUUCUUCUUGCUUUUAUUAUUUGCGUUCUUCAUCUUCUUCUCCGCCUUCUUCUUCUUCUCCUCCUCAUCGACCUCCUCCUUCUUCUUCUUCUUGCUUUCAUUAUUGCGUUCUUCAUCUUCUUCUCCCUCUUCUUCUUCCUCUCCUCCUCCUUCUUCUUCUUCCUCUCCUCCUCUUGUUCUUUCUUCUUCUUCUUGCUUUCAUUAUUGCGUUCUUCAUCUUCAUGUACCAAUUCCAUCCCUUUUUAUAUGUCCUUCUUCUUCAUUUUCUUCUUCCUCAUCAUCUUUUUCCCUCCUCCUCCUUCUUCUUCUUCUUCUUUCUUCCUCCUCUCUCCUCUUCUUCCUCUCCUCCUCUUCUUCUUCUUCUCUUCCUCCUCCUCCUCUCUUCUUCCAGCAAUUUUUAUUUCCUGUUGUUUUCUUUUUCUCUGUUCGUUCCUCCCUUUUAAUAUUAUUGGCACCCUGAUUUACCGCUUGCCUAAGCAAUAA